Pygocentrus nattereri (red-bellied piranha) is the source of this 5335-nucleotide messenger RNA. RefSeq names its product thyroid hormone receptor associated protein 3a (gene thrap3a). The record is from RefSeq and is a predicted model, not a curated record. Gene Ontology annotation, molecular function: transcription coregulator activity; DNA binding. The transcript is spliced from 11 exons. Bases 431 to 3259 code for a protein of 942 amino acids. Gene Ontology annotation, biological process: positive regulation of transcription by RNA polymerase II. Lineage: Eukaryota; Metazoa; Chordata; Actinopteri; Characiformes; Serrasalmidae. Gene Ontology annotation, cellular component: mediator complex.
CGAAAUCUGAGCUCCGUCUCUGGUAGUAGUGCUACUUCGCACAGCUUCUGUCACACCUCGGAGGGGAGGACAGCUUCAACAGCGACCUUUUUGCAUAAUGCAGCAUUUAUAUUUCAGGCUGUGCGCAGUUCAGGACGCAGUCGUGUGACCAUUUGUCAUUUGUCAGUUGAAGUAAACGAGGCAGUAAUAUUCGGUCUUGCGCUUGAGUGCUGAAAGUGGAUUCUUCGAGGUCACCAAAUUGGAUUUUUCUUCCCUUCUGAUGUCUUUACUCGCACUAGCUACGAUGAUCUCCGUUGAUGACCGCGUCUCCAUCUGAAGCGGCAGCAGCGACUAAAGACGCCUUUGGGAUCCUCUUGAAGAUUAUUCUGCUUUGGCAUCAGCAGUGCGCUGUUACGGACACUAUCGGCGGCUGUUUGAGACCUAUCCAGUGAUGUCUAAGACACAGAGAUCUUCCUCAAGAACACAUUCACGCUCAGCCUCCAGGUCCAGAUCACGCUCUGAGUCCCACUCCCACUCCAGAUCUCGCAGCAGCUCCCGCUCCCACUCAAGAAAGCACCGCUAUGGCUCUAGAUCACGGUCUCGGUCAAGAUCCCAUUCUCCAGCACAUAACCGGGAACGGAAGCACCCACGGGACUUUCAGAACCAUCGUGAGUUCCGGGGCUACCACAGAGGCUUGCGGAGGCCUUAUUACUUCCGGGGGCGAGGCCGGGGUUUCUUCCGUGGCCGUUUUCAGCGUGGAGGAGGAGGAGGAGGGGGAGGAGGAUACAAUAACAGGUCAAACAACUGGCAAAACUUUCGGCAGUAUCCACAGCAAAAGCAGCAACAAAAGCAGCAGCAGCAUAACCACAGCCCAAAAAGGGGGCGGUCUCGUUCACGCUCGCCCAAGAAAAGUUCAAACACCCCUCCUCAGUCCCGCAGCCAUUCCCGUCGCUCUGACAGGUCUUCUUCACCACAUUCACAUCACUCCUCUUCCUCCAACUCCUCCAGACAAAGGUCUGGUUCUGCUAAGCACAUUUGCAAAGCUGCAGGAGAGGGUGUGCCUGCACCUAAGGAAAACCUGAAAAAUGGAAAAGGAGAUGAGAUAAUCGUAGAGCAAGCACGGUGCCCCUCAGAAACAGAGAGGGGUCCGGUUGCAGACAGAGCCCCUGAGACUUGUCUGGUCCCCAGUAACCAUGACAGCAGCCCAAAGAGGGCCAGUCCACAUGUUAAAUCUGCUGUUACUGUUGGCCAGAGUGAUAUGGCCACCAGCGAAUUUGGGUCUAUGCCUGUGAGUUCAGGUGCAACCAGCAAUGGCUCCACCUGCUGGCAGACUGUGACCUCUGCACCAUCUUCCAACAGCCUGUCAAAGAAGAGUCCGACUACAGUUUUCUCAAGCUUUGGGCUUUUUUCAAAUGCUGACCAUCCAGAUGAGGAUACAGUAGCCAUCUCUUUGGCAUUUAAAAAAUUCUUAGAGGAACAGAAGAGUAAAAAGCAGGCUGCUGCAGAGAAUGGUAUACAGAAGGUGGCAACCAAUGGGGAAGCAAUGGGAGAAAAAAAGAAUACCAAGUCUGAGGGCAUCUUUGAUCAUUCCUCUGUUCGUGGGGCAACCAGGUCUGCAGAUAAUGACAAAAGGGAGAAUGAGAAAUACAAACACGAUGACAGUGUUAAAACUGACAUGCCAUCCAGUAGUUUCUUGAACAGGCCCCAGUUACUUUGUGAAAACAGAGAGGAAGACAAGGAUGAGCAGACAGAGUCCUGUGUACAGACAAGGGACAUGCAGAAUGCCACUACCAAGCGCAAAAGCAAAGUGGCGUUCUCUGCUCGUGAACUGUUUGAAGAACAUGUCAGCAGGUUGGAGGACAUAGCAUGGGAUGAUGAGCUUGAGGCUUUUCUGCUAAGUCGGAAGCAGGAAAGAGCUGCAAGCUUUUUGGCUGCUCUAUCUAAGAGGGAGAAGCUUGCACGUAAGUUUAGGGACUUCUCCCCUGAGAGGCCCUCAAAAGUGAAACAAAAGGAGAAAACUACAUUGAAUCCCUCUCCCACAUAUGCAGCAGCUCUUUCUCAAAGGAGCUCAGAGAACCGUGACCAAGAGAUAUUCUUGAAUAUGUGCGAUGAGUCCCCUCCCAGACCUUCUGGGAAAAGAGGAACGGAGCUGAGAAUGGACUCUCUUAGCGAUGACCUGGCAAGAUCCUCCGUUUUGUCUAAUGAUUGGAGGAAUGCUAUGGAUUUUGUGCAUCCUGAUAAAAAGGAACAGGACUAUCACUCAGUCUUCCAGCACCUCCCCUGUAAUAAUUUACGCAGGAGCCCCUCAGAGCUCUUUGCUCAGCAUGUAGUUGCGAUUGUCCAUCAUAUUAAAGCUCAACAUUUCCCUUCCUCCGGAAUGACUCUAAACGAUCGUUUUGCCAUGUACCAAAGAAUAGCUGCUGAGAAAGAAAUGAUGAAGCAAAGAAAGAGUCCAGAGAUACAUAGGAGAAUUGAUGUUUCUCCCAGUGCUUUUAAGAGGCACUCUCUCCUGUUUGAUGAGUUGAAAGGCUCCGUGGAUAGCAGCUUCAAGGUUGAUGGUAAACAGCUGAAGGGUGAUUCAAUGGACCUUCGAUUGGAUAUUGAGCGACGCAAAAAGUACUUAAGUGGAGAAACAAAUGACAAACAGGAAGGGGCAGGAGAAUCUGGGGAAUCUGAGUCAGCUGUGGAAAGAUCCACUGAGAAAUGCUCCAAACACCACAAAAAAUCAAAAAAAAGCAAGAAAAAACGAGUGUGUACUCAUUCUUCCUCCUCCUCUUCAUCCUCCCUUUCUCAAGAGGAAGAGGUUGAGUUCAUGGAGGAGGGCUUCAGUCAAGCUCAGCUGCAGCUCAGAGAACACACUGGGCCCAUGGAGAGAGAUCACACACAUGGGGGAUUUCAGCAGUUCAGAGUAAAGGGUAGAGGAUGGAAUAGAGUGAAUUCCUUUGGAAACAAUACUAAUGGCAAUAGCAAUGCUUACGUGCCAGUGCAGCCCAAGAUCGGGGACUGGGGCUCAGGGGAUAUGCCCAAAAGCAGGCAGUUCUACCUGCAAGACAGAAAGGAUGGUGAGGGUGAGAGGAAGUGGGCAGAGCCCCGAGGGCGUGGUCAGGCCAAUAUCCCUCGUGUAAAGGGCCGCUUUAUCCUGCGGAGGCCCACCUGUUCCAUCACCACAAAUAACUCUAGCUCUAACUGGAGCUAUGGGAAGUUCCAGGGCAGUGGUGAGGUUGGUGAACAACCAGGAAGCAAAAUGGAGCAGAACCAUAAAGAGCAGCACAGUGCAUGAGUCAUAUGCAGCAGGUGGUGGUAAGGAUUAACUACCAGCUUUGCCCCAACUCUGUUACCCUGGGUGGAUAAGACUCCCCACCCUUCCACACACUGGUGGACAGGACCAGGGAAUUGUCAUACACCAAUGUCACAUGCUAUUAUCAAGUGUGUAACACUUCUGUACAUAAAAGUGUGUGAUACUGUCUACUUGAUAGAAAACCAAAAGAAGCCUAGCUAUUUCUUUACUAGGUACAUUUAAAUGCAUUUUGUAAAACUAUGCAAUUUUAGCACUUUUUCCUCAUUAAGAUUUUAAACACCUGUUUGUAGUAGGGUAUUAGAUAUUUAGAUGCACUCAAUUACUAUGCAGUGCAAUUGGGGAUGAUUUUGCUUUUCUUUUUUAUAUUGACAGAUAUGCAAUUUACUAACAAUGGCAUUUGGGAACUUAGGAAGUUGGGGUACAGUAAGUUCCUCCAAGUCUGGAUAUUCUGAGCUUAUUUUGCUCAGAUAUUGUAAUUUGAUGCUAAUUUUAAGGGACAUUUUCUCACUGGUGUUUUAAAAUCAAUAUGAUUCCAUAUUGAACAGAGGUCUGGCUCCAUCAUAGAUUCUUGUGGAUUGACAAAUCAAAUUAAAGUCAACAUCAGUUUGAGCAACAUUAUGCAAGUUAUCACUGACUUCAUUUGUAGUGUUUUAGUGUAUUGAAAUGACUGCUGUCAUGCAUAUUCCUUUAACAAUGUCAAGAGAUUCUUACAUUUCAAUGCUCUCAGCGUCUACUACGCAUAUCCAGGUUAUUGAGUGUCCGUGCAGUGCAUUUACAGCUAAUUCAUUACUCAUUCAAUAAAUAUUUGCAGUACUUACAUCCACAUCUCAGUUACUGUGUUGAUUACGUAUUCACUUUUGGUGUCCAUGGCUUGGGUUAUUGGGAGAAUGGGGGAAAAAGCAUUACGUUGAUGAAUGAUUCAGUCUUAACUUGGGACCAAACAACUGCAGGUAGAAGUUCAUGUCCCUCUGACUGACUCUGUGUUGAAGGAAACUGAUCUGCUCUGUCUAUUGUAGACCCACUCAGCCAACAGCUACAAUGCCUGCCAGCUAUGUACAUUUCGGACUGGAUUGAUAAAGGACUUUAUCAAGGACAAGGAUGUGUAAACACCCCAAUAAUUUAUCUUUAAAACUGGCAGGCCCAUUUUUGAUACUGCUGUCACAAAGACCUUCAAACAAAAAACAGAACAAUACAUAACCACACCCACCACAUAGGUUGUUCGACGUAAGAAAUUAUCUUCAAGCAUAGAAGAAGAGUAACAUCAGCCUGGCAUUUCUGGACAAUAUAUGUGUAGUGCACAGACUGUCGCGUCACUGUGUUUCUAGAUGACAAAUUUUAAAAUGUGUAGAACUCAUUUUUUUGUGCCUUUUUGAAAUGUUUUGGGAUACAGGCUUGUCAAGUGGAGACUGAACUUCUUAGUAAAACUUUACUUUUUUUUUUUUUAUUGAAAAGAAUAUAUUGAACAUACCGCAACCCUGAUGGAGAAGCGGCUUUGAAAAUGGAUGGAUGGAUGGAUAUUGAACAUAUUGAGAGUAAAACAGCACACACUCCCGUGUAAAAAAAAAAACAAGCCAUGCCCAAAAUCAGACACCGUUAAGCUUUUAAGGAUCUUAACAACAAAUCAUUACAAAAAAGGUCAAAUAAAAUAGGACAGCUUUUUGCUUUGAUUUCUUUAAAUGUUGAAGUCUUGUGGGUAAACUUGUAGACAGUCUUUUACAGAAAGAAAAGUCAAUAUUGUUCAGCAUAUUAACACUCAACAUUGAUGGCUUCAAACAGUUGAAAAACAGUGCCAAGCUAGGUUGUAUUUAAUAUGAGACCAAAUAUUCUCUACAGGGUUUAAAUCGGUACUCUGACUAGACCAAAACCAUCAGUAACCAUAAUGGGCUUGGCCCUUUUUUUCUUUUUUACACGGGAGUGUAAGCUACAUCUUUACCCUAAAAGGGUUUUUGCUUGGUAAAGUUCUGGUUUGUACUGUGUUGCUGUGCUUAUUAUGUCAAUUUACAAAUGUAUUCUUAAGAAUGUUUCACUUUGAGAAUAUAAUAAAACUGUUUUCACACA